AUGAGACCGUCAUUGUCCCUGAGGCUGGCGUUGGCGAGCGCCCUGUUCGCAAACGGCGUCAUAGGCUUUCAAUACCCCGAUUGUGCCAAUGGACCGCUCGCAGACAAUACAGUAUGCGAUCCAAAGGCAACCCCUCCUGAGCGGGCGGCCGCUCUCGUCAAGGCCCUAAACAUCGAGGAGAAGCUCCAAAAUCUCGUCGAUAUGAGCAAAGGUGCCGAGCGACUUGGAUUGCCUGCAUAUGCCUGGUGGAGCGAGGCUCUCCAUGGCGUUGCGGCGUCCCCGGGAGUGCGAUUCAACCGGACUGCUGGAGGUCGUUUUUCGUCUGCCACCUCAUUUGCGAACUCCAUCACGCUCUCUGCGGCUUUCGACGAUGAACUUGUGUACAAGGUAGCGGAUACCAUCAGCACCGAGGCUCGCGCUUUUGCCAAUGCCGGGCUUGCUGGCCUGGAUUACUGGACACCGAACAUCAACCCCUACAAGGAUCCCCGAUGGGGAAGAGGCCACGAGACACCGGGCGAGGAUCCAGUCCGAAUCAAGGGGUAUGUCAAGGCACUCCUGGCAGGCCUCGAAGGCGAUGAUCCCUCCAUCAGGAAGGUGGUUGCUACCUGCAAGCACUAUGCGGCGUACGACUUGGAGAGGUGGCAGGGAACCACGAGACACAGGUUUGACGCUGUAGUUUCCCUACAGGAUCUCUCCGAAUACUACCUGCCGCCGUUCCAGCAGUGUGCUCGCGAUUCCAAGGUUGGCUCAUUCAUGUGCUCGUAUAAUGCACUCAACGGCACCCCCGCUUGUGCGAGCACAUAUCUCAUGGACGACAUCUUGCGGAAGCACUGGGGCUGGACGGAGCACAACAACUACAUCACCAGCGAUUGUAACGCUAUUCAGGACUUCCUCCCCGGCCCCAAGUGGCACAACUUUAGCUCGACCCAAACAGAGGCUGAAGCAGCAGCAGUUGCUUAUCAAGCCGGUACCGACACAGUUUGCGAGGUCCCAGGCUGGCCCCCGUACACAGAUGUCAUCGGAGCCUACAACCAGACCCUGCUCUCUGAGGAGGUCAUCGACACAGCCCUGAAGCGGUUAUACGAGGGACUUGUCCGCGUUGGGUAUUUCGACCCAGCGAGUGGCAGCCCCUAUCGGUCAAUUGGAUGGGAGGAUGUCAACACCCCUGAGGCCCAAGAGCUGGCAUUGCAGUCUGGGACGGAUGGUCUAGUGCUCCUUAAGAACGACGGCACCCUACCCCUGAACCUCGAAGACAAGACGGUAGCACUCAUUGGAUUCUGGGCAAACAGCACCAACGGCGGCCGGAUACUCGGCGGAUACAGCGGGUUUCCACCCUACAUCCACAGCCCCGUCGACGCCGCCGAAAAGCUGAACUUGACCUACCACUAUGCCUCGGGCCCUCUCGCAGAGAACAUCACCCAAGCCGCUAUUGACGACUGGGUCGCCAAGGCCCUGGAGCCUGCCAAAAAGUCCAAUGUCAUCCUCUACUUCGGCGGCACCGACACCAGCAUCGCCGCUGAGGAUCUCGACCGUGAUUCAAUUGCCUGGCCCGAGAUCCAGCUCGCCGUCAUCGAAGCGCUCUCCGCCCUUCGGCAAGCCCCUGCCGAAGGAGAGGUUUGGGAGGGAGUGAGGUUGAGGUUGCGGGCUUAG
This is a messenger RNA of Chaetomium globosum CBS 148.51, 1650 nucleotides long. RefSeq lists its product as uncharacterized. Gene Ontology annotation, biological process: arabinan catabolic process; xylan catabolic process. Gene Ontology annotation, molecular function: alpha-L-arabinofuranosidase activity; xylan 1,4-beta-xylosidase activity. The transcript is spliced from 5 exons. The record is from RefSeq and is a predicted model, not a curated record. Gene Ontology annotation, cellular component: plant-type cell wall. Lineage: Eukaryota; Fungi; Ascomycota; Sordariomycetes; Sordariales; Chaetomiaceae. The coding region runs from base 1 to 1650 and encodes 549 amino acids.